Molecule: messenger RNA, 573 nt
Organism: Galendromus occidentalis (western predatory mite)
Lineage: Eukaryota; Metazoa; Arthropoda; Arachnida; Mesostigmata; Phytoseiidae
Exons: 4
Coding region: 1-573 (190 amino acids)
Source: RefSeq, a predicted model, not a curated record
AUGACGACGAGCGCUUCCGAGUCGCUGAACUUCGACAACUUCGCCAAGUUCAAAAAAUGGAAAGAAACGUUGAAGACCGAUAGAGGUCUUCAAUUCACUUUCCAAUGGUCGAGGGUGCAGAAUGGAGCUCAGUACUGGCGAUACACUUGCAAGCACAUCCGAAUAACGGAAAAGGAUCCCCACAAAUUCGCCUAUAUGCUGGUGGCCAUUGAAAACGAUGGAAGAGUUCAGGUUGAGCUCAACGCUCCGAACAUACACCAGGACCUUUUUCCGGGAGGAUCCGCCUCCUUCAGUAGGGUAGAAACGGGCGAAAUGAUAGGAAUAGAAGAGACGGAGGUCGAUGACGACAAUGUCUUCGUGGACGGCAUUCCUUGCACGACCGUACAAGCGCAGAAAGGGACCGAUGUCCUAGGCGACGAGGAUCCCGACUUGAGAGACAACGCACAAGAUAGCAGACACUCAGUCCAUUGGGUGAAGAAACUCGUCAGAAUCGAGGAAUCCAGAACGAAUCAGUCCGACGACGAUGAGAGCUGUGAGCCUGUCGUCAAGCAUGCGCGACCUUGGGUACGCUGA